UUCACUUCAAAUGGAACGCCCGGGCCGUGGCCGGGUCAGCCAUUUUUAUCACGUGAGCUUACUUUCAGAAUGACAGGAUCCCGGACCAGGUCCGCCCGGGUGUUCCAUUUGAACUGAAAUCAACAGUAGCACUGUAGACCGACCUCGGACUCGACUCCUUUAUCUGGCAGCAACCUCCCGGCCGGUCUGAAAGUGCCACUGAAUCCAGUAUCUAUGAUUAAAAUUUAUAGUGAGAUCUAGAGUUGUCAUGGCCAGAAAAGGUGAAUUCAAGAUUAUAGCUGAAAAUUAUCUCCAAAGAUAUUGUACGACAUGGCUGUUUUUUAAGUCAUAUGUAAAGGAAUAUGCAAGUUUGCUACUUUAUGAAAAUGGCUCCACUGUUCUUGAAUUCAGGGCUGAUCAAAAUGAUUAUGUAAAAUACAGAUAUGAAAUGGAGUCUUGUGUUGGUGUAUAUCUCAGAGUCGAAAUGGAUCAUGCAAGAGCAAAUUGGCCAACUGACAUUAAUCCUGAAUGCUGCUUUACAUUGAUAAACCAACGUGAAGACAAAAUUUUGUACCUUAUUGCUGAAAAUUCAAAAAUCGCACAGAACUGGACUUGGAAAUUGUCACAGUACAUAAAAGUCCCUCAAAAUGCCAGAAAACCAUUUAGCGAAGAAUUUAGUGUCAACAACUUAAUUGAUGUGUAUAACCUUCUAAUUGCUGAGCCAUCACUCCUUUCAUCUGAACCAUCAUCUUGGAAAUUUUUAGGUAGAAACCUAGGACUUGCUGAUAGCACACUGCAGAAAAUUGAAGACUUCUAUGACACUAAAGAAGAUCGCCUCUAUAAUUGUUUAUCAAAGUGGAUAAGAAGAUGUGAUCAAGUUGAUGAGAAAGGAGGGCCAACCUGUUAUAAGCUUGUAGAUGCACUAAGAAAAAUAAACAAUGAAGAGAUUGCAGAAAGAGUUUUUGCAAAAUUUAAUAAUAAAAAUGGCGAAGAAAAAGGCACAUCGAUUAAAGAAGAUGGUGAAGAAGGGAAAAACUUGCUGACAGAGAAAGGUUCUGUAGAGCCACAGGGUGAGUCUGGUGAUGCAUGUCUUCCGGCACCAGGUCUAGAGGACACUGCCGUACAUCCAAAGCCAAAAAGUCAACAAUUGCUUGAAGAAACAGAAGAAAGCUUUAAAGAUGAAGAGAGACAAGAAAUCAGGCAGAGCCAAACAGAAGAUGAGAGGAAAAGGACUUGGACUCUUGCUGGACAUGGGGAUAAAACAUAUGAGCAAGCCCUUGCCAACUGUCAAAAAGAUAGCAAAUUAAGGAUGCUGAUGGAAGCUGUUACUUAUAAGAUGCAGAAUUCAAAAAUGAGCUUUCUCGCAGAAAUUAAAUUUCUUUCCAACACAAAGAUGUCUAGUCUUGUCACCAUUAAUAAUGAAACGCCACACACAAUGAUGUAUCAUCAGUGCUUUAUUGCCAGAGGACGGAUAUCAGGCUAUCCCGGAUUUAAUGAAAGCAUUGCUGCUAACAGCCAUAAAAGCUAUUCGUUUGAAAAAUAUUCAUCUUUGUCAUUAGAUGGCUGUGCUGCUAUGAUUUUGCUCUCUGCAACCACUUGUGAAUCUACUAAAUGCUAUUUUGCAGUUGCUUUCAGGAAUUACCUAAAAUUUGCAAGUUUAUCCAGGAAUAAAGCUGCUCUGCUUAUUCUUAAUGAUGCAGAAUCGAUUGUCCGAAUGUCAGAUUCACAAUGCUUCAGUAAAAUCAUGAGGAAUAAAGAUGAAAGUCCUAACUUUGAAGGAUGCUACAAAGGUGACAUUUACAAACCAUCAUUCAUGCUAGCAUCAUUGGAUCAAUCAGAAUGUCAUGAGUUUCGAAACAUUUGUUUUCGAAUUGCAAUGAUUGAUGGCACUCGUAGUCAAAUAAGUUUGACUGUGCUACAUCCAGAACCUAUUGGCUAAAAUGUAGUGUAGGUCUAGGUAACUAUAAUUAUAUUGUUUUUAAUAUUUUACUUUUUAAAAUUAAUAUUAUUUUUGAUAAUAUUUUGUAUGGCCUGUAGCACCUAGCUAAUCAGUACUGAUGUGUUUGUAAUUCUUACAAUAAUAAUCAUUUUAAUUAAAA
Messenger RNA from Amphimedon queenslandica, 2078 nucleotides. RefSeq lists its product as uncharacterized. The coding region runs from base 248 to 1918 and encodes 556 amino acids. Lineage: Eukaryota; Metazoa; Porifera; Demospongiae; Haplosclerida; Niphatidae. The transcript is spliced from 13 exons. Gene Ontology annotation, biological process: signal transduction. The record is from RefSeq and is a predicted model, not a curated record. Gene Ontology annotation, molecular function: protein binding.